CUGAGUGCGAGUGCAUACUCCGUCUCUCCGUCGGUUUCCAACUCGAGCUGAGCUCUAUUCGGCAAUCGCUGGUUUAUAGCUGGUUUGCAUGGUCUGCAGACCUGCUGUGCGGCCCUCGAUCCACCAAACCUUGUCCACCCCACUCGGCAAGUCCUCGUAUCCCUCGUACGUCUAACGGACGCCCGUCAUGACGAUGUGCCUGCGCAGUCAGCCACCGGGCGAUCAGGCGAAUCACUCCCAGGCGAUCAGCGACUCCCCACAGCUCACAUCCCACAGCCCACAGCCAUGCAUGCAUCUGCAUGUAAUUAUCGAUCCCUUGCAUCCCUCUCGUCACCAUGCUGCGCCGGCGACUCCGCUCCGUCAGCCCUCACUCUACUGGCCUUGAAUAUCCU
Molecule: messenger RNA, 392 nt
Organism: Cutaneotrichosporon oleaginosum
Lineage: Eukaryota; Fungi; Basidiomycota; Tremellomycetes; Trichosporonales; Trichosporonaceae
Source: RefSeq, a predicted model, not a curated record